Rasamsonia emersonii CBS 393.64 is the source of this 525-nucleotide messenger RNA. RefSeq names its product CAMP-regulated phosphoprotein family protein Igo1. The transcript has 3 exons. NCBI's taxonomy places the organism in Eukaryota, Fungi, Ascomycota, Eurotiomycetes, Eurotiales, Trichocomaceae. Gene Ontology annotation, molecular function: protein phosphatase inhibitor activity. The record is from RefSeq and is a predicted model, not a curated record. Gene Ontology annotation, cellular component: cytoplasm. Bases 1 to 525 code for a protein of 174 amino acids.
AUGAAUCCCCACCAGCAGAACAAAGUCGAUAUCAGUUCUCUAAGUCCCGAUGAGCAGCGUUUGCUCCGUCUCUAUGGCAAAGUGCCCACGAAGAAGGACUUGCUGCAGAACAAGCUGAAGGAACGCAAAUACUUCGAUUCCGGAGACUAUGCGCUGAGCAAAGCCGGAAAAGCCUCAGAUGUCGGGGUCACCAAUAUUGGAUCUCGUCAUCCCGUCCCAGAAAACAUUCCUCACCUGACGGCCACAUCUCCGGGUGCUAAUAACCCUGCGGCAAAUACCAAUGGAGGUGUACCCGGUUCUCAGGGCCAUCCGAUUCCCGGCAGCAUCAGCGGUCAUCCUGGGUCGAUAGGCUUUCAGAGUCGUAGCCCCGUCAAGGAGGCCAGCUUCUUGCACCGUGGUACCAGUGUCGAUGACUCUGAAAAGGCGGACGAGCUCGAGAGCGGGCAGUCUGAGAAGGACAAUACUGGCAAGGAUCCCAGCCUCAGCCCACCUCCAGCAAGGGAGGGCGUCCCAAUCCGGCGAUGA